Mus musculus (house mouse) is the source of this 2343-nucleotide messenger RNA. It is a transcript of the gene Ints15, whose product is annotated as integrator complex subunit 15. The record is from RefSeq and is marked validated. Gene Ontology annotation, biological process: regulation of transcription elongation by RNA polymerase II; RNA polymerase II transcription initiation surveillance. Gene Ontology annotation, cellular component: chromosome; INTAC complex; integrator complex. Bases 267 to 1613 code for a protein of 448 amino acids. Lineage: Eukaryota; Metazoa; Chordata; Mammalia; Rodentia; Muridae. The transcript is spliced from 6 exons.
CCCUGCGGGCCGCCGUCGCCAUUCAGCCGCCGGUUCGGCCGAGCGGCGUCGGCUCCCGCGGCUCUGGGCGGCGCCGCAGUCGGACCCCAGGAUACUCGCUGGCCCGUGGCGGCGGCGGCAGCGGCGACGAUGGUCCCCUGAGCGGGUUGGCGCCUGUUAGAGGCGGGCGGGCGCCGCGACCCUGCCCGCGUCGGGGCCCAGGCCGGUCGCGCCUCUUUGUCUCCGGGCGGAAGUAGGACUCGCGGCGGGGACAGGGCGGCCGCACCAUGAGCGACAUCCGCCACUCGCUGCUGCGGCGCGACGCGCUGAGCGCCGCCAAGGAGGUGCUGUACCACCUGGACAUCUACUUCAGCAGCCAGCUGCAGAGCGCGCCGUUGCCCAUCGUGGACAAGGGCUCCGUGGAGCUGCUGGAGGAGUUCGUGUUCCAAGUGCCCAAGGAGCGCGGCGCGCAGCCCAAGAGACUGAAUUCCCUCCAGGAGCUCCAGCUUCUUGAAAUCAUGUGCAGUUACUUCCAGGAGCAAAGCAAGGACUCUGUGCGGCAGAUCAUUUUCUCCUCCCUUUUCAGCCCCCAAGGGAACAAAGCCGACGACAGCCGAAUGAGCUUGUUGGGAAAGCUGGUCUCCAUGGCCGUGGCCGUGUGUCGGAUCCCCGUGUUGGAAUGUGCGGCCUCCUGGCUCCAGCGGACGCCCGUGGUCUACUGCGUGAGGCUUGCCAGAGUGCUUGUGGAGGACUACUGCUGUCUGGUGCCGGGCUCCGUUCAGACACUGAAGCAGAUCUUUAGUGCCAGUCCUCGUUUCUGCUGCCAGUUCAUAACGUCCGUGACCGCCCUCUACGACCUGUCAUCAGAUGACCUCAUCCCACCUUUGGACUUGCUUGAAAUGAUUGUCAGCUGGAUUUUCGAGGACCCGAGGCUGAUUCUCAUCACAUUUUUAAAUACUCCCAUCGCCGCCAACCUGCCCAUAGGAUUUUUAGAGCUCACACCCCUCAUUGGGCUGAUCCGGUGGUGCGUGAAGGCCCCUCUGGCUUACAAAAGGAAGAAGCCUUGCCUAUCCAAUGGCCACAUCAGUCACAAGGUUGCCAAGGACUCGGGUGCCAGCACGGACAGAGACUCGCACUUGCUGUACUCAAAGCUCCACCUGAGCGUCCUGCAGGUCCUCAUGACGCUCCAGCUGCACCUCACAGAGAAAAACCUGUACGGGCGCCUGGGGCUCAUCCUGUUCGACCACAUGGUCCCGCUUGUGGAGGAGAUCAACAGACUAGCAGAUGAACUGAACCCCCUCAAUGCCUCCCAGGAGAUCGAGCUUGCCCUGGACCGCUUGGCCCAGGCCUUGCAGGUGGCUAUGACGUCGGGGGCCCUGCUGUGCACGAGAGAUGACCUGAGAACCUUGUGCUCCCGGCUGCCCCAUAACAACCUGCUCCAGCUGGUGAUCUCGGGCCCAGUGCAGCAGUCGCCACACACCGCUCUUCCCCCUGGGUUCUACCCGCAUAUCCAUACUCCCCCGCUGGCCUAUGGGGCUGUGCCAGCGCACCCAGCUGCCCACCCAGCCCUGCCUACGCACCCAGGGCACACCUUCAUCUCAGGUGUGACCUUCCCGUUCAGGCCCAUCCGCUAGGCUGGCCCUUCCAAGCCAAGCCGCCAAGCGGCUGUGUGCCUUGCUCCCAGACCAAGGAAGCCCUUGGAGAGAGGGAUGCUGGCCCCGUGGACAAGGACCCUGGGAGGCAGCAGGUGGUCCUUCCAGCUGGCAGAACCAUCUUGGUACUGAUGUCCCAAGUUGCUGUUUCCGGGGUGCCUCCUACCUGGUCAUAUUAAAUAUCCAGAUUGGAUGAUGAAAGCGAGUGGGCUCCACCCUCUGCAGAGAGCACUGUGGGUGUUUUUAGAUAUGCCAGUCUGUGAGUGACAGUUGUCACACACAGACACUCUCAGCUCGCCACCAGGGUGUGCUGGUGGGUAAGCCGGUGCCUGCGGGUCCAUUUGCCCUGCCUCAGGAAUGUGAAGUGUCUCUGCCACCAACAGCGUUUUCUGCAGCUCCAUGAGCUCAGAGUGCAGAGGGUGAGACCCAGCUCGUACGCAGUACUGGGCACAGCUCAGGGACACCUGUUGGGAUUCCCCAUCACCUUGGAGAGGAUCUGUGUCUUAUGGGGGGUGGGGAGGCGGGUAUCUAAAUUUUCCUUUCAUGUGUUCAAAAUAAAUUUUUCUAAACAGUUUCAUAGGCAUUGUGGGGUUUUCAUUUUGUGGUGCUGAGAUUCAAGCUCAUGGCGUGCACCUACUUAGCAGGCGUGUUUUCAGUGAGCUAUACCCCAGCCCUAUGGAACAUACAUCUUUAAUUAAAUUUUAAGGAUUUG